AUGUUGAAAAAAAAUAAUAAAAUGAGUUGUUUUUCUUGCAUGAGCCUUCGUCCUAAUAAUGUUCAAGAUUAUGAUGAAGACAUGGUCCCAAGAUCCAACAAUUCUGCAGUGCACGCGAGGGGGGAAUCUAAUGAUUCUGGAAGUGGAAAUGGAAGAAAGGAAAGUUCUUCGAAAGGCAAAAGAAGUGGGGAAAGUAACAAUCAGAACAACAAUGUUGCUCGCAGUUUCGCGUUCAAGGAACUAGCCAUGGCAACUCAGAAUUUUAGGGAAACUAAUCUUAUUGGCGAAGGCGGCUUUGGAAGCGUCUAUAAAGGCUGUAUAGAUUCAGGCCAGAUAGUCGCAAUCAAACAACUUAAUCUCGAAGGCCUUCAAGGGAACCAAGAAUUUGUUGUGGAGGUCCUGAUGUUGAGUUUAAUGCAUCAUAACAAUCUUGUCAACCUGAUUGGAUACUGCACUCAUGGAGAACAGAGGCUGUUGGUUUACGAGUUCAUGCCACUGGGCAGCCUGGAAAACCAUCUUUUCGAUUUAGAACCAGGAACGAUGCCACUGAGUUGGAAGACAAGGCUAAAGAUAGCCACAGGCGCAGCUCAUGGACUCGAGUAUCUACACAACGCAAAUCCACCCGUCAUUUACCGUGAUUUGAAAUCUUCAAAUAUAUUAUUGGAUAAUGAUUUCAAUCCAAAGCUGUCGGAUUUUGGACUCGCAAAACUGGGACCUGUAGGUGACAAUACUCAUGUUUCGACAAGAGUGAUGGGCACCUACGGAUAUUGUGCCCCCGAGUAUGCCAUGACUGGGAAGUUGACUCUGAAAUCUGAUAUCUAUAGCUUUGGUGUUGUUCUAUUGGAGCUAAUAACGGGACGAAAGGCUUAUGACACCUCUAAGAAACAAGGAGAACAGAACCUUGUUGUUUGGUCUAAUCCUUUCCUCAAGGACCGGAGGAAAUACAUUCAUUUGGUAGACCCGGUGUUGGAUGGUCAAUUCUCUUCUCGCUGUUUGCAUCAUGCGGUUGCUGUUACUGCAAUGUGUCUUCAAGAACAAGCCAAUUUUCGCCCCAGCAUUACUGAUAUUGCUACUGCGCUUGACUAUCUUCUCCUUCAAGCACAACACUCAGGUACACAUAGAGGUGGUUCACAAUCUAGCAAGCACAGUAUGCCUCCAUCAUCAGAUGAGUUUAAUGUCAGUUCAAGAAAUCGAAGCUACGAGAACAUGGCUGUUACAUUUUAA
This is a messenger RNA of Solanum dulcamara, 1224 nucleotides long. Its product is annotated as probable serine/threonine-protein kinase PBL21. Lineage: Eukaryota; Viridiplantae; Streptophyta; Magnoliopsida; Solanales; Solanaceae. The record is from RefSeq and is a predicted model, not a curated record. The coding region runs from base 1 to 1224 and encodes 407 amino acids. The transcript has 6 exons. Gene Ontology annotation, molecular function: ATP binding; protein kinase activity. Gene Ontology annotation, biological process: protein phosphorylation.